Messenger RNA from Wyeomyia smithii (pitcher-plant mosquito), 2877 nucleotides. RefSeq lists its product as uncharacterized. The coding region runs from base 124 to 2502 and encodes 792 amino acids. NCBI's taxonomy places the organism in Eukaryota, Metazoa, Arthropoda, Insecta, Diptera, Culicidae. The transcript has 3 exons. Gene Ontology annotation, molecular function: RNA binding. The record is from RefSeq and is a predicted model, not a curated record.
CGGUCAAAAUCAAAACAGCAACAACACGAAACAAAAUAGACUCUGAAAAACGUGCAUCGGGUGUCUAAUUUUGUGCUAACUCAGCAAAUUUUUGUACAUAUUUCGUAUUAAAUAACAGCGACCAUGAGCAAGUUAGAUACAACCAUACGUGGCUCUAUCGUUGCCGAUCUAGAGGAAGAACUUAACCAGAUGCAUCGCGAUUAUUGUGAUCCACUGUUAAAUCGCUACGACCGUGGCCCAGGAGCAAACUUGGAUGACCGUCAACAGCCGGGUGCGUUAGCAGCAGCCGCAGCGGCAGUGGCAGCUGCUACCGAGUCUAGUUUGGAUGGUGCUGGUAGCCAGGAUAUGCCUACCGGUGACUCUCCUGCAGUACGUAUUCAUCUGAAAAAUACCCAGGAUCUAACGGAAGAUGGGCUUAUGUCACUUUGUCGGCCCUAUGGAACGGUUGUUAGUGUACACAAACCGAGGGAUAAUGGCAACUACGCUUUUGUUGAGUUUGCUAACCAAAAUGAAGCAUGCUUUGCCAUUCAGGAGCUGAGCCGAAAACUAGGCUUUCAAUUUUAUCCUGCUUUCGCACACCAGAAGCAAUCGAUGCCCACUACUGCUGACAACUUUCCUGCCCCUCCUCCACCAUUCGAACCUGCUCCAGGAGAAAAGCUAGUGCAAUCCAUUGAGGCUUUUGGCGAGGGCGAGAAUUGGGAGCACACGCUAGCACAAAGACGAAUCAAGACCGGGUUUUCGAUCCCACUAAAAAUUAGGUACCCGAAAAAGAAUUCGUUAGCAACAGCAAAUUUCUAUGCAACCAAAUCGUCUCCGCUGAAUUUCGUCGAUUUUGAUCAAAUAUUUAGCAUUGUUACGCUGCUAGACAGUGCCGAUCAGGGCUUGAAUGAAAUACACGUAAAGAACAAAGAACGACUUGGAAAUUUGAUGCAACGAGCGGCGGUUAAACCAGUCACAUUGAUCGAAAGUGACGAAAAUCGCCUAACUUACGGUUUUAGAGGUUUAUCAGCCGAGCAACGAAUUCUAUUUCCAGAAACACGUUGUGUUGCCUGUGGACAACGAGGAUUCUUCAAAUGUAGCAUCUGUGAAGCUUCUUAUUGUUCGGCUCAUUGCCAGCAAGUUGACUACGAAAAACACCGCGAUGUAUGUCAUCUGAAAGGCGUGAAGUUGCGAUCCUCUGUAUCAGGCAAAACAGACAAAGCUUGUUUUGAGGAACUAGACGGCUUAACACAGGAAAAGUUCCCCAAAGAUUCCCAUGUAACGAUCCUAUCGGUUCUUUGUCCGGAGCGAGUUUUUGUUCGAUCCCUGGAAAAAGAAAGCAACAUUAGGUAUCUGCAAACGUUAAGUGAUAUGGCGAAAUCGGGCUUGAAUGCUGCAACACUUUCCGAUCCACCAGAACCGGGUAACAUCUGUUUGGCCCUAUAUCAACCGCUGAAAAUCUACGCUCGCGUCUUGAUUAUUCGAAUGAUCAAAAAAUUAGCGCACUGCGUUUUCAUAGAAUACGGGUUGGUAAAGCUGAUUCCCUUUGAGGAACUUAGGCAGCUCAACAACGAAGAACUCAAAAUGCGUAAAGUUCGUGUACACAAGGUCCAUCUCAAAGAUAUAACUGAUGAGUACGGUCACAUUGAAAAUGCUAUGAAGUAUCUCAACGGUCUCAUCAAUAAACCGUUAGAAAUGAAAUCCCAACUUGAAGGUGGUAAUUUGGUUGAUGCUCAACUGCGCACGAUCGAAGGAAUAAGUGUUAAUAAACGCAUCAAUGAACUCAUUACCAUACCUAUAGUUAAAGUAAUCGAGGAUACGGAAUCUUUCAUCGACUACAAAAAGGUUGCUCACAAACAACUUCGUUCGAGCCCCAAACAGGAUGUUAUGAUACUAAACCGUACCACGAUCAAACUGGAUUUUCGCGUCACUUUGAUUGCCUACGAAGAUCUCGAGUAUCUAGAGGACCUGCAGCAAAAGUUGCAAUGUUACGGCAAAAAAGUAGAAAAAUUUACCGAACAUUACACACCGCGUCUGAACGAAUUAUGUCUGGUGAGAAACAUGAAGACUUGGUACAGAGGUGUCCUACUGGAAUCCGUUGGUGAUGGCCGUCCUUCGGUGUUCCUGUGCGACUUCGGUUGCUUGAUAAUGGCUAAACUGGAGGACAUACGCAAGAUACCGCCGAGUCUGGCUACCGAAGUUCGCACUACCGACGCCAAAGUGUUCGGCCUGGAGGAGGCCGAAAAAGCUGGCCUGAAGAUUGAUUCCGAGUUCCUGGAUAUCUAUCUGGAAGAGAACGAACGGAUGACGGUGCAGGUCAGCGAGGAAACUGAGUUUCUGGAAUUCGCUGAUUUGCCAAAGGAGGACACGACAACACUCUCGGUGAUUAAGGUGCCUGAUUUGCUCCGUUUCAUCGAAGAUAGGGCCGAUUCUGGCGAGUCGUUGAACCAAUUUUCUAUUUCGCACGAGCAAACCGUACCUAGGGUUCCAAGUGGGAACGAAAUGUACGCUCGAAAAUACUGAGAAGGUCGAGCUCAGUUUAGAAUGAUGAUUUGGUUCCAUUUAUGAUUCCAGUAAAAGUAUCGAGUAUUAGUAUUAGUAAAUGUAAACUAUUUUUUGUUGUUGUAAUGGGUCGACAAUGUGAUCUGUGCAAAACAAAGCGAGUGAAAAGAAAACCUUUAACGUUCAAGUAGAGGAUAAAUUGUAGUUUAUGAGCCACUGCCUAAAAUUUCAGCUGGUUCUUAUGACAAACAAUUUUACAGCUAAGUGAAAUCACGUUUAUUGUUUACUUCAUGCUAUAUCAAUAGUCAUCCAGCAAUUUGAUUGCUUAUUUUUAUGUAAUAAAAGACAUUUAACGAAAAUUAUCUCAUAUAGAUCGAUGCAACAUUACUUAACGAA